Molecule: messenger RNA, 1266 nt
Organism: Emys orbicularis (European pond turtle)
Lineage: Eukaryota; Metazoa; Chordata; Testudines; Emydidae
Product: serpin A3-1-like
Exons: 4
Coding region: 1-1266 (421 amino acids)
Biological process (GO): negative regulation of endopeptidase activity
Molecular function (GO): serine-type endopeptidase inhibitor activity
Source: RefSeq, a predicted model, not a curated record
AUGAAUUCCGCCCUUUCUGCGUGUUUGUUACUUGCUGCUCUUUGUGCUCUUGCCCAUUGCCAUCACUUUCCUCAUCACCCCACCUGCGAGGAUGACCAUAAAGAUACAAAUCACACGGAAGAGCAUGCACUGCUGAGCCAGGCCUGUGUCAAACAAGGUACUAGCUAUGCGGACUUUACAUUUAGAUUCUAUAAGCAGGCUAUAUUAGCAGAAGCAGACAAGAAUGUGUUCUUCUCUCCCGUGAGCAUUGCCACUGCCUUUGCAAUGCUGGCAAUGGGUGCUAAAUCGGCCACUCGGACUCAGAUUUUUGAAGGAAUGGGCUUUAGCCUGACAGAGAUUCAGGAGGAGGAGAUACAUGAAAGUUUCCAUCAUCACAUCCACAUGAUGAAUUGUCCUAACAAUAAGAUCCAGACAAGUAUGGGAAAUGCCCUUUUCAUAGCGAACGAGUUUAAAGCACUAGAGAAGUUUUUACAAGACGUCAAAACCUUUUAUGAAACAGAAUAUUUUCCUACUGAUUUCCAUAAUUCAAAAGAGGCUACGAAAAAGAUCAAUGGUUAUGUACAGAAGAAAACCCAUGGGAAAAUUCCGGAACUAGUCGGCUAUCUUGAUCCAAACACUAUAAUGGUUCUUGUUAACUACAUUUAUUUCAAAGCCUCCUGGGAAAAUCCUUUCGAUCCUUUCCACACCCUCGAGGAGGAUUUUUUGGUGGAUGAGAAAACCUCCGUUAAAGUCAGUAUGAUGCGCCGGGAUACCGACUAUGAAAGUCACUAUGAUAACCAGCUGUCGUGCUGGCUGGUGCAGAUACCGUACAAUGGAAAUGCCAAAGCGUUAUUUAUUCUGCCUGACGAAGGGAAGAUGAAGCAGUUGGAGGCUGCUCUCUUGAAAGAAACUGUGUGUAAAUGGGAGAAAUUACUUCAAAAAAGGAGUAUUAAUCUGUACAUUCCAAAGUUUUCUAUUUCGGGGUCCUACGAUGUGAAAGUCCUGUUUGAGAAAAUGGGUAUUACUGAUGUGUUUUCUAGCCAUGCUGAUCUGUCUGGAAUUGCUGGGACGUCCAACCUGCAUGUUUCAAAAGCUAUUCACAAGGCCGUGUUGAAUGUUCAUGAGAAUGGCACCGAGGCAGCAGCAGCCACUGCAAUAGUAGUUAGCAAACUUCUUCGUCCUUCAAUUACCAUUAAAUUCAACAGGCCCUUUGUGGUGAUGAUUGUUGAUAAAGCCACCCUCAGCACAAUCUUCAUGGGGAAAAUCGUCAACCCGACUAUAAAAUAA